Molecule: messenger RNA, 1270 nt
Organism: Capsicum annuum
Lineage: Eukaryota; Viridiplantae; Streptophyta; Magnoliopsida; Solanales; Solanaceae
Exons: 6
Coding region: 383-943 (186 amino acids)
Biological process (GO): DNA repair; regulation of cyclin-dependent protein serine/threonine kinase activity; regulation of transcription by RNA polymerase II
Cellular component (GO): transcription factor TFIIH holo complex
Source: RefSeq, a predicted model, not a curated record
UUUUUUAUGAUACGUAGCAGAAGUUCUGAAGUUUUCGUUGUAUUUCAGAUUAUAGCCUUCUGAUAUAUUAAUUUUCAAGUCAAUUAAACCCAUAGGAAUUAGGACACAUAUUGAAGUCCCGGUCCUACUUCGACCGUAAGUAAAGGUUGCUCCACAAAUAAUUCGACAGUAAUUUCGAUAUAUUGAGAGGAAGGUUUGAAUUAUGGAUUGAAAAGUGUUAAUCGAAUAAGCGAGAUGUGAGAUUGAGCUUCCCAUGUAAAUUGCCAUUUGUUGGUGUUAGGUUUUUUAGGUAGUUGCGGAAAAGAUGAAUGUAGAAGUAGAAGUAGAAGGAAGGAAGAGGAGAAGCAAAUAAGAAUUGAAUUUGGGUGGGCGGGCUCCAAGAAUGGUGGUUGCUUCAGGAUUUUCCAAAGAGAUGUCCAUCAGAAAACGCAUUGCCAACAUCUAUAAUAAAAGAGAAGAGAAUUUUCCAUCAUUGCGUGAAUACAACGAUUAUUUAGAGGAAGUUGAGGAUAUGAUAUUCAAUUUAAUCGAAGGAAUAGAAGUACCUGCUAUUGAGGCAAAGAUUGCACAGUACCAGAGAGAAAAUGCGGAACAAAUCAUGAUUGCUCAAGCACGUAAGGCUGAAGAGUAUGCUGCAGCCUUGGCAGCCAGCAAGGGUCAAUCUACACAGUCCGAUGGAGAUGCUUUGGGCCAAUGCCCUCAGGCAGGGUCCAGUACUGGUCCACAAGGGCACUAUGCCCCUGCAAUAGCUGGAGGCAUUGCUCAGCCACGGCCAACACAGCCUCUCCCAGUUGAAUCAAUUCCAGAUAUGCUAGGGGGGGAGUACGAAGAUGAUGAAACGAUGAAACUAAGAAUUGAAAAGGCAGCUAGGGCUGGGGGAUGGAGUUCCGAAAUAAGCAGGAAAAGGGCACUCGAAGAAGCCUUUGGAAGCCUAUGGGUCUGAAAGUUGUAGAUUCGUUUCCAAGACUGUCUUUCGGCUUUGUGUCUUUCUGUGGAUUCUGGAUAAACUCAUAGAAGUACCAUCAAUGGAGCAGCAUCUGAGCAUUCGUCAUCACGACGGUUUUUGUUCUUAGAUGGUGUCGUGUAAAACAUACCAAGUUCUGGCUUGUCAGAGUUUGAUCUUUGUAAGGUUUCUUCUAAAGAGAACUUAGUUUGCCUCUCUACCUGACUGUCGACAUCAUGGUAUUUAUUGUCGGGGAUUUUGGUUCUUAUCUAGCUACUCUAUUUUAGCCCUAUAUUUCCUUCUAUACAGCACUUCAUUUUGGUACUA